CUAUCUAGUACACUUGAACAAACAUGGCGGUCAUCUACAAGUGUAAACUAACAAAUUAUUUUUGUUAUUUUGUCGGUAAACUGGAAGAUUUAAUCUGCUACGGCAUCACAAUAUCACUAUAAGAUGGUGGAUGAGGGGGGACUUGAGGAAGAGCUUGCGUCAUUUCGGCUGCAAUGGAAAGAGGAAAUCCAGAGAAGUACUACUGACAGUGGCUCAUCAAGGAAUUCUCCAGUGUCAGAAUCAGCUUCAAGGCAAAGUCGAGAGGGAUCUCCAAGCCCACUGGUGGUGGGGCAGAAGAAAGUGGCCAGUUCAUCCCAGCCACUCCAGCAACCCCAGCAGUUAGAGGAGAAGGCAGCUAAUUUGUUCUUACAAGGAGUGUCUGCAGAAAGGAAUGGAGAUCUUUAUGAAGCUAUUUAUUUUUACCGACAAGCUGUUCAGCUUGUUCCAGAUAUUGAGUUCAGAAUCAAAGAUUUCACAAAUUUGGCAUCAGCCAGUGGAGACCAGGGUGAAGAGUCUGAUGUAUAGCAGGAACCUGAUGACUUGCCUGAAUUAGCAGAUUUGGCAAACAGAUUCCAUUCUCUCUCUGUUACUGGAUUUUGCCAGCCACUUUAUGAGACACGGGU
Stylophora pistillata is the source of this 623-nucleotide messenger RNA. Its product is annotated as F-box only protein 9. Gene Ontology annotation, cellular component: SCF ubiquitin ligase complex; cytoplasm. The record is from RefSeq and is a predicted model, not a curated record. NCBI's taxonomy places the organism in Eukaryota, Metazoa, Cnidaria, Anthozoa, Scleractinia, Pocilloporidae. Gene Ontology annotation, biological process: SCF-dependent proteasomal ubiquitin-dependent protein catabolic process. Gene Ontology annotation, molecular function: protein binding.